AUGAAACCUAGACAGUUUCACUUUGCAACUCUAUUAUUUCUUAUAACGUAUUUAAUGAUCUGUACAUCGAAUGGAUCCCCGCAAGAUAAAAUGAACGUUCUCCUUAUAGUAGCCGACGAUUUUAGACAAGCGCUGGGCAGCUAUGGGAAUACUGUGGUAAAAACUCCGAACCUUGACCAGCUCGCACAACGUUCGAUUCGCUUUACCAAAGCCGCUUCACAGCAAGCUGUUUGUGGUCCCAGCCGAAUUUCAUUCCUUACUGGCAGGAGACCAGACACAACAAAGCUUGUUUACAACAAAAAACUUACCUACUGGAGGGUGAAUGCUGGAAAUUUCACCACUUUACCACAACACUUCAAGGAUAGUGGUUAUUUUACCGCUUCUUCAGGAAAAGUCUUUCACCCAGGUAUACCAGAAUGUGAUAAACCGCAUGUUGCAGCCACAUUUCGAGCUAAAUUAUUUACCCAUGUUCCGUUACACUUUUUGUACAUUCUCAGUCCAACUUUCGUCUAAAAAUUGAGUUGGCUCCCAAUUUUAUUUGGGCAUACCUGCCAUUCUCGACAAUGAAAAAAAAAUGGUGGGUAUCCUCCAACUGUAUUAUUCCACAGACCCCUAAUAGAACAGAUUCCCAGAUUCCAAUAUUUACAUCUACUACGUAGAACUGGGUGAAAUAUCAGAAUUUUUCCUGUUUCUGAGACAAGAUGUCUUUGCUGCACGCAGUAUAAAGAAUAGUAUCGCCAUUUUUAUUUCUUUAAUUGUUUUACCUACUUUUCUCAUUAGUAUUGUCUACCAUUAACCCUUUACACCCUAACAUCAGAAUGCAUAUUCUCCAUACUGAUUAUAUAUACUUUUCCUAAAGUGCUGACAAGGAGAAUUUGCUCAACAAUCAAGAGCUUCUUUAUUUGGUGAUCAUUUCCUUUAUUUUCCUGAUCUCAAAUGAAUGACUCAGCAGUAUAAUUGUAAGGAGGAACUAGAUGCUGGUCACUCUCAGGGUUUAAAGGGUUAAAUCACCCCCAGUAUAUGUAGCUGUAUUACUAAAUACUUUUUAUCCCCGAUGAUGAUGUAGAUCGGCAAAAGCUUGGGAGCUUAUUCAUCAAUAGCUUAAGGCUUAAGUUAAAACCAUUAUGUAUAAUUAUGGAAUGCUACUGUGAGAUAACUUGCAACAGUCACAUAAAAUUUCUUUUGUUUUAUUCAAGAUAACAAUGUCGGCAUAGAAACCACAGGUUUUGUACCAACUCUUCCCUCGAUUUGAAAAUUUCAUUUUGUGUCCACAUAAUAAACAGAUUUAUCAUAUUGUGUUACUUACAUCUGAUGAUAUCAACGAUGAAACAUAACAUUUUUAGCCGUGCACGGCAUGUAUAUCCUAUAUAAAUUAAAAUAAAAAUUUACAUUGUACCCUGGUCGUUUGUUUCAGGAAAAGCAUCAAACUCUACUGAUGACUAUCCAUAUAGUUGGACCAUUCCAGCUUAUCAUCCUUCAACUCAGGAAUACAAAAAUGAUCCGGUGAGUUUGUUAAGAAUUGCUGAAUAUUAGAAUCCUUUAUAAAUGGAACUCCAAAUAUUUUUUAGGAAGAGGUGGGAAACUCAUGGUUAUCUUCAUGUUUAGAGGUAUAAACUGGUUGUAUUUCGAGCUAGCAUUUGUGGCAGGAACCAAGACUUUUAUCAGGAUUCUUUAUGUCUGAUAAAGCAAAAAAAAAUUGCUGCAAUCCUUCACCUUGUAUUUUCAGACCUCAUGGCAUCAAAAUGUCCUGUAGGUUGUUUAAUAUUCCCUCAAGAGGAGUGGUCCUGUCUUUAUAUGUUAGAUUGCUAAUUAUCUUCUGGUUACACCGUUAUUCACAAGUUGUUUCUGCAUACUAACCUCAUGCUAUUCUUUCUUUCUUUCUUUCUUUUUCUUCCUUCCUUUCUUCCUCUUCCUUCCUUCCUUCCUUUCUUGCUUUAUUUUACUUGGUUGUCCUCUUAAUAGGUAUGUCCAAGUGUAGAUGGUCAACUACACACCAACGUUGUAUGUCCAGUCGAUGUUAAAAAGCAACCAGAGGGAACAUUGCCAGACAUUCAGAGCACUCAAUAUGCUUUAAAUUUCUUAAAAAAUUACACUGAUUCAAACAACAACAACCAGCCGUUCUUCCUGGCUGUUGGUUACCACAAGCCGCACCUCCCUCUGAAAUAUCCUAAAGAGUUCCUCGACAUGUACCCCAUAGAGGAGAUUGACAUAGCAGCAAAUCCCGAACUUCCCUUUGAUUUGCCGCCAGUGGCAUAUGAACCGUGGACUGAUCUGCGAUGGAGAGAUGACAUUGCAGCACUAAAUCUGAGUUUCCCAUAUGAACCCAUUCCAGAUUUUUAUGCCAAAAGGAUCAUACAAAGUUACUAUGCUGCAACAACCUAUAUGGACAGUCUAGUCGGACAGUUACUGACAGCUUUAGACGAGUAUGGUCUUACAGGCAAUACAAUUGUGAGCUUCAUUGGAGAUCAUGGUAAGAUAAAGGAUUGGGCCUCUUUGGUUUAUAACUUCAUAAAGGGAAAGACAAGCUUGGCACUAAUAGCUUUAUUUUUGAGAACUACUGCUCUCACUGAUUGUUCAUGCGUGGUUUGAAGUUGUCUCACAUUAUUGUAAAUAAUUCAUUAUUAUUAAUUAACUUCUCACUGAUUUGCAAUUACUUCACCAUUUAGAAUCCAGUGGUGAUUAACGUGUAACUUCUCCCUAUGAUAUCCAACAUUAUCCGGCAAACAGGAAAUGACAACACUUUAACUUACCAGGUAGAAGUUAUUGUUGUCAUUUGACUCCUUUUUCCCGUAGCUAAUUUACUAGGAAAUGUGCAGCAGUUAGAAGGGAGACUUAACAAUCAGAUCUUAGGAGUCAAAGGGUGAAAUGUGAUCAACUGGGUGGAUAAGUAGUAGAGUUUGAAAAAGCCUCUUCUCUUUUCCGACAAAAGCAGAUUUACCUGUCAGUCAAGAAGUACUCACUCAUCAAUGAGAUUGAAUCUGACGAAGUAGGGACAUGGGCAAUAAAUAUGGGAAUUAAUGAAAUUUUUUUAGACAACCUGCUGAUUUUAACUGGGUUUUUUAUUUGUUUUGUUUUCUGUUUUUUUUACUACUGAUCUGAAUCUUGUAUGAAGCAGUAACACACUUUUGCUUAAUUAUCCUUGAAUUCAUGUGAAUACUCAAUAAGUUCUGCCCUCAAAUAUCCACGCUAUGGAUGAGUUAAAAUGAUUUAUUUCUUAUCAUUACCCUUGCACUUUCACUUCAAUGAUACAUGGUACUAGGAGCAGGGAAACUAUCAACACUGAAAUUAAAAAAGAUAAUUCACUCUGUGAUUUAAAUUGAAAUGAUUAAAACAAAAAACUACUUGAUUGCAGGUUUUGCAUUGGGUGAACAUCAGGAGUGGUCAAAGUACAGUAACUUCAGAGGAACCACAAAUGUACCCCUAAUAAUCCAUGUACCUGGUAUGACUGACAACAGAGACCAUGGAGGCUCAGGAAUUGUAUCUGAUGCUCUUGUAGAAUUAGUGGACUUGUUUCCAACUCUUUCAGAACUGGCUGAGCUGAAAGUGCCAGGUAAACACCUACUUCUGGUCACAUGAAUUGAUUACGUUUAGUUGUAUAGACAAGUAGUGCGUAAUGCACUAACCAAUUAAAAGCUUCAACAUCCCCCAUAUCUUCCCUCCCCCUUCCAAGCAAUCCACUGGCAUUUGACUGUGGCUCCUGCCUUGGGGGGGGGGUGAAGAAUUUGAACCCUGCCUGAGUUGGAGGGGGAUUUGAACUGGGAGUGUCAAGUCUUUCUAGCACAAUAAAAACGUUAAAUACUUUCUCCUACGUCGGUCUUUAAAGGUAAAAAGUACACCUUUGUGAGAGUGGCUCAGAAGAAUCAAUACUGAAAUUUAAGUAUGAAAAUAUUUCACUAAGAAAAAUAUAAGUUCUGAACGGAUAAUGAACAUCAAGAUUUCAGUAGAAAAAUGCGAGAAAGAAUCUCUUUAAAGCUGACUCUACAGAAGGGUAUAGGAUUGAAAAACUAAAUGAAGUUCUAAAUCUUCUGGCAGAUCUUUGCCCAGAUGACUCUUCAAACAUUACUCUGUGUUCAGAGGGUCUCAGCUUUGCUCCUCUUUUGAAGAAUUUAGACAUGCCAUGGAAAAAGGCCAUCUUUAGCCAACAUCCAAGGUAAAAACAAAGAUUCAUUGUAAUUAAUUUAGCACUGAAAUAAUACUACUUAUAAAACGCCUUCCCAAAUAACGAAUCUAUCAUCGUAUUGGAGGCAUAGGAAAUUACAGCAAAGACUCAAGGUAGUUCAAUCCUUUUCAUUCUGGAAAUUAUUAAGACAUAACUUCUGCUGAAGAUUUUUAAAACAUUAGCCAGCCAACUGGUUUUAAAAAAGUAAAGAACACAUGAGGUACAUUUAUCUGUUAAACCCAGCUUGGGUGUCAUAUUGAUCUAACACCAAAUGAUUUCACCUAAUUAGAAAGGAAUUAAAGUGGAGAGAGUGAAAAAUUAAACAUUUUGAAUGAGAGGGUCAUAGCUCUCCAGUUCAAUUUUUUUAGUGCUCAACCCUUGGAUCUCUAAGAGUGACUAGCAUCUAAUUUCUCCUUACAUUAUCACCCCUGAAUCACACAUCAAGGUCACAAUAGCAAAGGAAAUGUUUCCUAAAGAAGCUCUUGAUUGUUAAACAAAUUCCCCUUAUCAGCACCUUUGGAAAUGCUGAGGAACAGUAUAGAGAAUACGCAUACUGAUGUUAGGGUGUUAAGGAUUCAAAUUAAACCUAGGUGUUCCAUUGUUUUUCAUCAUUGAUUUUGGAUUCAAUCUCAAAUUCGUUGAUCUUGUGCUCAGACCAUCAGAUGAACCACAACAAAACUCGUGUGCGCCUACGCUUUCUGAGAUUACAAUUAUGGGAUACUCCAUGCAGACAAGUUCUUACCAUUACGCUGAGUGGAUACAAUAUGACCAUGAAACACAGAAGGGGAACUGGUCGAACGUACAUGCCAGGGAAUUAUACUUAGGUCCUCAGGAUGACGUGAAUGUUGCUUCCGUACCUUCUCUAUCGAAUCUGGUCCAGGAUUUGUCAGAUCAGUUGAGGAAAGGCUGGAGAAAUGCUUUACCAGAGAACAGUUACGUUAAUGCAUGAAUUACACAUAAUAUAUUUAACCCUUGUGCUUUGUAGUUGGCUUAAAGCCUUGUUUCCUAAUUUGGGGAGAUUCCCAAAUGAUCAGGAAAUUUUUGCAGUAAUCAAUUGCCAAGAAUAUCAUCAGUAGUAGACUGACUAGGAAAUGUAUGCAAACAAUGUUAUUCAACAAUGUUAUUAGCUUCUAAAGAAAGUAUUUUACUGUGUCGACAUGAAAAGGAAACAAUUUCAAGGUAAUCCACACACCUACCCAUUGUUUAAGGUCCGUAAACUGCCAUAGCAAAUGUUGUCGAGCUGAUUACUCAUGGUAUUCUUGCAUUAGCCUCAGUCAAAAGUCUGAUAGACAAACUACAACCAGGCAUUUACCCUGGAUCAGAGCAAAUUUGCUUCAAAGACGGGCCAAUGCUUGAAAUGUCAGCUUUCAAAAUUUGCCAUAUCAGUUCACGUACCUUGAUCCUUUUAACUGCAGAUGAAAUAGAAUGUUACAGCCAUGUACUGGAUGACAACGUAUGUACACAGAGGGUAACUUGUAUCGCAUUGAAGCAAUAUUUAAUUCAAAGGUGAAAUGGCUGUUUACAGCUAAAUAAAUACAAAUACAGUGGCC
Messenger RNA from Pocillopora meandrina, 5709 nucleotides. NCBI's taxonomy places the organism in Eukaryota, Metazoa, Cnidaria, Anthozoa, Scleractinia, Pocilloporidae. The record is from the annotation of a GenBank genome assembly.